CUCUGCUUCCCUUUUUCGUGCUCCUUGCUUUUUCCAAGGCGCAUGGCCUCAACGACCCGCGAUCUUCGCAUUCAACGUGCCUUCCUUCUGCUUCGCGCAGCAUGAUCCCAUACAUACGAGGCAAGAUGUGCUGCGUGGCUAGGUAUUGUUGUUUUUCCUAAUCCCAGCCAGGUGUGUUUGUGCAGAUUCACUGUCAUGGGCAGGCGCUGCUGCACCCGAGAAGACCGCGACCCAGCAGCCAUUACCAGCUCCAGCAUCAGCUAUGCUUGCGUAUCUGCAUGUUCUAUUGUCUGCGUGUCUAAGUUUGCAAGCUUCCUGCCCACAAGAAGAAACGUGCAAGUGGCAGGUCUAUCGUCCAGGCAGAAAAGAGCAGUCAGGGAUUUAAGACGGGAUGUUACGUGCGUACGGCUGGUUCCUAGAGUCUACCCCGAUACUUCCGUCCUUGUCGAACCCGUUGCCUCACCGACUGCAUCCAACUUCGGGACCCCAUAGAGACGCAUCUCGGAUCGACAACCACGGCCAAGAAGGGGACGGAGUCCCGUUGUGCAACAAAAUCAGAAACCAAACGGCACGACAAAGACGGGCAGGUCGCAGAGCGGAGGAAAAAGGAAGCGGUCGAGGCGGAGAGAAGAGAACAUCUUGGCCCGCAAGGCGGCUUGUUAGGCACGCUAGGUUGCCAGAGCGGAAAAAGCAACGUUGUCAGUCUCGGUCAACCCUACAUCAUUCCUCGCGCAUCACGCCCACCGCCAAUCUCACCCUUGGACGUAUGCUUCCUUUUUUCGCUCAUCGAUUUCCUUUCGCCAGCAGCAUUUCCCCCCCACCGCCUCAGACUAUGCCACCCACAUCUCACCCGCCGACCACUGGGCGAAACCAAAGUCAAUGGGUAUCCAUACCGCUGUGGUCGGAGCCAUUUCUUCAUGCUACAGUCUUGAUUCUCUUGACCGAUUCUUAUCGGCCCGCACCCCUCAGUGGCCGCCUGGUUGUUGACCCAAGAAAGUCAAUCGCCAAUCGACACAACUGAGACAGACCCUCCGGAUCGACGACAAUUGACAUGACAGAGAACAUAGACAAGUCAGCCUGUCAGGACUGAGACAUGCUGACAUUGACUGCCCAUCAAUCAAGCCAUCAGGCCCCAUUUGGAGCACUACCUACCUGCAAAGCUCAGAGUCCAAUGCGACAGCUGAUACAAACGCACCUCAGCCGCCUGCUCCAGCCUCCAGCAUCGUCUACCCGCCCUGCCCGCUUCGCCGCGCACAACGUACAGCAUGACCUUGAUGCAAGC
This is a messenger RNA of Colletotrichum acutatum, 1282 nucleotides long. RefSeq lists its product as uncharacterized. The transcript is spliced from 2 exons. Bases 392 to 1021 code for a protein of 209 amino acids. The record is from RefSeq and is a predicted model, not a curated record. Lineage: Eukaryota; Fungi; Ascomycota; Sordariomycetes; Glomerellales; Glomerellaceae.